AUGACCAUCAUUACCAAUCGCCACGAUUCCCCUCUCCUCACGCCACCAUCUUCAAUUCCCCCUCCCGUCGUCCUCGCUUUCCCCUCGCGUCGCCUCCACUUCCCCCUCCCGUCGCCCCCACUUUCCCUUCCCGAACCCUUCAAUCACACCUUCCCGUCGCCUCCACUUCCCCCUCCUGUCGCCUCCACUUCCCCCUCCCGUCGCCUCCACUUCCCCCUCCCGUCGCCUCCACUUCCCCCUCCCGUCGCCUACACUUCCCCCUCCCGUCGCCUCCACUUCCCCCUCCCGUCGCCUCCACUUCCCCCACCCGUCGCCUCCACUUCCCACUCCCGUCGCCCCCAAUUCCCCUUCCCGUCGCCUUCAAUUCCCCUUCCCGUCGCCUCCACUUCCCCCUCCCGUCGCCCCCACUUUCCCUUUCCGUCGCCUCCACUUCCCCCUCCCGUCGCCUCCACUUCCCCCUCCCGUCGCCUCCACUUCCCCCUCCCGUCGCAUCCACUUCCCCCAUGCUCACUCUCUUCCCCCAUGCUCACUCUCUUCCCCCAUGCUCACUCUCUUCCCCCAUGCUCACUCUCUUCCCCCAUGCUCACUCUCUUCCCCCAUGCUCACUCUCUUCCCCCAUGCUCACUCUCUUCCCCCAUGCUCACUCUCUUCCCCCAUGCUCACUCUCUUCCCCCAUGCUCACUCUCUUCCCCCAUGCUCACUCUCUUCCCCCAUGCUCACUCUCUUCCCCAUGCUCACUCUCACGGCGGGGAGAGAGGGCUGCAUAGGUGCAUGGGGACAGUGGGGACGCAUUCGAAAGGUGGGAAGGGGGGAUUUGAUGUGAGCAUAUGA
Molecule: messenger RNA, 831 nt
Organism: Closterium sp. Naga37s-1
Lineage: Eukaryota; Viridiplantae; Streptophyta; Zygnematophyceae; Desmidiales; Closteriaceae
Source: the annotation of a GenBank genome assembly